CAGGUCCCUCCCCUUCCAAGCCGGGCAGCACGUGGUUAGAGCCAGGCUGGCUGCUUGAAAGCGGAGGAAAGAGCAGAACAGAGGAGGAGCAGCAGGAAGGGAGGUCUGUUGCCGCCAUGGAGAGCAGGCCUGGAGGAGGAGAAGGCGGAGAAGGAGAAGAGCCGCCGCUGCUGCUGCUGCAGGGGAAGGAGGGGAGCCAGUCGGAGCUGCUGGCCAGGCAGCAACGCAAGGAGAAGCGGGAGCUGCAAGCCAAAAUACAAGGAAUGAAAAACACUGUUCCAAAGAACGACAAAAAGAGAAGGAAACAACUGCUGGAAGAUGUUGCCAAGCUAGAAGCUGAGAUGGAACAGAAACACAAAGAAGAACUGAAUAAUUUGAAGGAGCUAUCACCUGAACAGAAUAAAGAAUAUUCGGCAACUAUAAAUAUGUCAAGAUUGGAGCUUGGGGGCACAGAUCAGAUUCAGCCUACUAGAAUAUCAAAAGCACAAAAAAGACGGGAUAAAAAAGCAGCCCUGGAAAAAGAAAGAGAAGAAAGAAUAGCAGAAGCAGAAAUAGAAAACUUAACAGGGGCUAGGCACCUUGAAAGCCAGAAACUUGCACAUAUUUUAGCCGCGAGGCAAUUGGAAAUCAAGCAGAUCCCAUCGGACGGUCACUGCAUGUACAGAGCUGUUGAAGACCAACUCAGGGAACAAUCAAACUCCUGGACUGUUCCAGCUCUUAGGAGUCGGACUGCGGAAUAUAUGGAAAGUCAUGCGGAUGACUUUCUACCAUUUCUAACAAAUCCAAAUACAGGAGAUUUGUAUAGUCGAGAGGAAUUUGAAAAAUACUGUUAUGAAAUAGCAAACACAGCUGCAUGGGGUGGACAAUUAGAGCUAAGAGCUCUGUCACACAUUUUACAAACACCAAUUGAAGUUGUUCAGAUGGAUUCACCGCCUAUUGUUGUUGGUGAAGAAUAUAAUGGGAAACCACUAAUACUUGUGUAUAUGAGGCACGCAUAUGGAUUAGGAGAACAUUAUAAUUCUGUAAAACCUCUAUUGGAUAAGACUAUAGAAAAUGAAAGCUAGUACAUAAUUCAGAAGAUACUGAAAAAUGGGUGCAUCUUAUUUGUGACUUAUCUGGGUGGUUUUUAAGCUGACUCAUUCUGCACCGGUCUUUUUCUAAGGAUAAGCAAAGGCAGGGCAAUGUACUGCAUAUCAGAAAUCUGUUUUAAGUACUGGGGAGUCUAAUUUAAAUCAUGUUUCUAAAAAAAGGUUCCUGAUGUGUGGUAAUACUAUUUGCAAUAAAUUGUGUAUUACAGA
Molecule: messenger RNA, 1298 nt
Organism: Anolis carolinensis (green anole)
Lineage: Eukaryota; Metazoa; Chordata; Lepidosauria; Squamata; Anolidae
Gene: otud6b
Product: OTU deubiquitinase 6B
Exons: 7
Coding region: 117-1064 (315 amino acids)
Biological process (GO): protein deubiquitination
Molecular function (GO): cysteine-type deubiquitinase activity
Source: RefSeq, a predicted model, not a curated record